Labrus mixtus (cuckoo wrasse) is the source of this 5815-nucleotide messenger RNA. It is a transcript of the gene thbs1b, whose product is annotated as thrombospondin 1b. The transcript is spliced from 23 exons. Gene Ontology annotation, molecular function: protein binding; calcium ion binding. The record is from RefSeq and is a predicted model, not a curated record. Gene Ontology annotation, biological process: negative regulation of angiogenesis; cell adhesion. Gene Ontology annotation, cellular component: extracellular region. Bases 238 to 3747 code for a protein of 1169 amino acids. Lineage: Eukaryota; Metazoa; Chordata; Actinopteri; Labriformes; Labridae.
UUAAAAGCGAGUUUUUAGCGGCCGAAACCAGCAAGGACAAGAUUUCAUGCAAGAGGACGAAUAAGAAACGAAAUAAUUUAUUAUUUCCCCCCUUUUUUUUUUGCACGGAGGAACUUUUUUCUUUUAAAUAACUCGCUAUCAAUUCAUACUUGAGGAUUAUUGCUGGAUUUUGUUCACGUAUUGGAUUUUUAUUAUUUUUGCUCUGCUGUUUUUGUUAAGCAGGCAGCCGGCUUCACCAUGAAGUUGACAGGGAUUUUUUUGCUCUUGAUGCUUUGGACCUGCGAGAGUGCGCGGAUCGCAGAGUCGCGAGACGACAAUAGCGUGUUUGACUUGUUUGAGCUCGUCCAGGUCCCCAAGAAGAACCACGGGGUCACCCUGGUGAAAGGAGACGACCCGUACAGCCCCGCCUACAAGAUCCUGAACCCGGACCUGAUCCCCCCUGUCCCCGAGAGCGCCUUAAGGGACCUGAUCGAUUCCAUUCACGCCGAGAGGGGGUUCCUCCUCCUGCUCAACUUCAAGCAGUUCAAACGGACCAGGGGAAGCCUCCUGACCGUGGAGAAGCAAGACGGCUCCGGCCCCGUGUUUGAGAUAGUCUCCAACGGCAAGGCGAACACCUUGGACAUCGUUUUCUCCACCGAGAAUAAGCAGCAGGUGGUUUCCAUUGAGGAUGUGGAUCUGGCUACGGGCCACUGGAAGAAUAUCACGCUGUUCGUGCAGGAGGACCGUGCGCAACUGUUCGCGGGAUGUGAGGAGGUGAACACAGCCGAGCUGGAUGCGCCCAUCCAGAGCAUCCUGACACUGGAGACCCCGGCCAGCGCGCGCCUCAGGAUUGGCAAGGGAGCCGUGAAUGAAAGGUUCAUGGGGGUCCUUCAAAACGUGCGGUUUGUGUUUGGAACCACACUGGAUGCCAUCCUGCGCAACAAAGGAUGCCAAAGCACCAUCACGACGGACACUAUGAUCCUGGAGAACUUGAAUGGCUCCUCAGCCAUCAGAACAGAGUACACUGGACACAAGACUAAAGACCUACAGAUGGUCUGUGGCUUCUCCUGUGAUGACCUGAUCAGCAUGUUCAAGGAGCUGAAGGGCCUCGGUGUGGUGGUCAAGGAGCUGUCCAAUGAACUCCGCAGGCUGACCGACGAGAACAAGCUGAUUAACACCCGCAUCGGCAUUCACAGUGGUGUCUGCAUCCACAACGGCAUCGUGCACAAGAACAGAGACGAGUGGACCAUCGACGACUGCACAGAGUGCACUUGUCAGAACUCUGCAACUGUGUGCCGCAAGAUUUCCUGCCCCCUGAUGCCCUGCUCUAAUGCCACAGUUCCUGAUGGAGAGUGCUGUCCAACCUGCGGAACACUGAGCGACUAUGCAGAGGGCGGCUGGUCGCCUUGGUCUGAAUGGACCCAUUGUUCCGUUUCAUGUGGGCGGGGCAUCCAACAGCGUGGGCGCUCUUGCGACCGUAUCAAUAACAACUGUGAGGGUACCUCUGUGCAGACCCGUGACUGCUACCUCCAGGAGUGUGACAAGCGCUUCAAGCAGGACGGCAACUGGAGCCAUUGGUCCCCCUGGUCAUCCUGCUCCGUCACCUGUGGUGCUGGUGUCAUCACCCGUAUCCGCCUUUGCAACUCCCCCACCCCUCAACUCGGAGGCAAGGACUGUGUGGGAGAGGGCCGUCAAACUGAGAAGUGUCAGAAGUCUCCAUGCCCGAUCAACGGCAACUGGGGACCCUGGUCACCGUGGGAUAGCUGCUCUCUCACCUGUGGAGGUGGUGCCCAGACUCGUAAACGUCUGUGCAAUGACCCUGCAGCAAAGUAUGGUGGAAAAGAAUGUAUCGGUGAUGCCAAAGAGAGCCAGUUGUGCAACAAGAAAGCCUGCCCAGUUGAUGGAUGCCUGUCCAACCCAUGUUUUGCUGGAGCCAAGUGCACCAGUUUCCCUGAUGGCUCCUGGAAGUGUGGAAAGUGCCCAGCUGGUUACAGCGGCAAUGGUAUCAAGUGUAAAGAUGUUGAUGAGUGCAAGGAGGUUCCAGAUGCUUGCUUUGAGUUUAACGGUGUGCACCGGUGUGAGAACACAGAUCCUGGAUACAACUGUCUGCCCUGCCCUCCUCGCUACUCCGGACCUCAGCCGUUUGGGAGAGGUGUGGAGCAGGCUACCGCUAAGAAACAGGUGUGCACACCCCGUAAUCCCUGCCUGGAUGGAAGCCAUGACUGCAACAAAAACGCCCGCUGUAACUACCUUGGACACUUUGCCGAUCCCAUGUACCGCUGCGAGUGCAAGCCUGGCUACGCUGGCAAUGGCCAUAUAUGUGGAGAGGACACCGAUUUGGAUGGGUGGCCCAAUGCUGACUUGGUUUGUGUGGAAAACGCCACGUACCACUGCAAAAAGGACAACUGUCCAAACCUCCCCAACUCUGGGCAGGAAGAUUAUGAUAAGGACGGAAUUGGAGAUGCUUGUGACAGUGAUGAUGACAAUGACGGCAUUCCUGACGACAGGGACAACUGUCCCUUCGUGUACAACCCCAGGCAGUAUGACUAUGAUCGCGAUGAUGUGGGUGAUCGCUGUGACAACUGCCCCUACAAUAGUAACCCGGACCAGACGGACACAGACAACAAUGGAGAGGGAGAUGCCUGUGCUGUUGACAUCGAUGGAGAUGGCAUACUAAAUGAGAAGGACAACUGCCCAUAUGUGUACAAUGUGGAUCAGAGAGAUUCAGAUCUGGACGGAGUGGGUGACAUGUGCGACAAUUGCCCACUAGAACAUAAUCCUGAUCAGGUGGAUUCUGAUGAUGACCGUGUGGGAGACAAGUGUGAUAGCAACCAAGACAUUGAUGAGGACGGACACCAGAACAACCUGGACAACUGCCCUUACAUUCCAAAUGCUAACCAAGCUGACCAUGACAAAGAUGGCAAGGGAGAUGCGUGUGACCAUGAUGAUGACAACGAUGGCAUCCCAGAUGACAAGGACAACUGCAGACUGGCUUUCAACCCUGACCAGCUGGACUCUGAUGGCGAUGGUCGUGGAGAUGCUUGCAAAGAUGACUUCGAUCAAGACAAUGUUCCUGACAUAUACGACGUGUGUCCGGAGAACUUUGACAUUAGCGAGACUGACUUCCGCAAGUUCCAGAUGGUUCCUCUGGACCCCAAAGGCACUUCUCAGAUUGAUCCUAACUGGGUUGUCCGCCACCAGGGCAAAGAGCUGGUGCAGACUGUUAAUUGCGACCCCGGCAUCGCUGUUGGUUACCACGAGUUCAAUUCUGUGGACUUCAGUGGAACUUUCUUCAUCAACACAGAGAGGGACGAUGAUUACGCUGGCUUUGUGUUUGGCUACCAGUCCAGUUCCAGGUUCUAUGUAGUGAUGUGGAAACAGAUUACGCAGACAUACUGGUCAAAUAAACCUACCAAGGCUCAGGGCUACUCUGGCUUGUCCAUCAAAGUGGUUAAUUCCACAACUGGCCCCGGAGAGCACCUAAGGAAUGCCCUCUGGCACACAGGGAAUACCCCAGGACAGGUCCGCACUCUCUGGCAUGACCCUAAGAACGUUGGAUGGAAAGACUUCACCGCAUACAGAUGGCAUCUGAUCCACAGACCGAGAACAGGACUUAUUAGAGUUGUGAUGUAUGAGGGCAAGAAGAUCAUGGCAGACUCUGGUAGCAUCUAUGACAAGACAUAUGCGGGCGGCAGGCUAGGUCUUUUUGUCUUCUCUCAAGAGAUGGUAUACUUCUCAGACCUCAAGUAUGAAUGCAGAGAUGUCUAAAUGCACGGCGCAGGAAGCUCUGAGGAUUGCACCUUUUUUGUAUAAAGUAUGAACUUGUAUUUUCUGAUGCAAAGUCCAGGGACAGAAAUCUCCGCAACUCUUUUCUUUUGCGGUUCGCACACUUGGACGGGGCCAGGGCAUGUGGUCAGCCUUAAGGUAGCUUGAAGCAGGUUCGGACAGAGUACCUGCCUGUAGACUACCUGAGGAUCAGAGAGCCCCUUAGCAUCCUUAGCAUCUUGACAGCAGAGAGAGCUCUGGAAAAUUGUAAAAAAAAAAACAAGCCCUCUACCUUUGCCAAUUGGACAGAAACACCUUUCUAUCCGAAUUCUGCCUGCUUUCUCGCUCUCUGAAAGACCUCAUUUAUCUCUGUGGGGGAAUGCUCCCCAUAGAUGACUAUGCACUUCCAAGACUUUACAUCUCUCUCUGUUUCUGUUUAAGUCUGCCAUCUUUAGCCUUUGUGUCCUUCUACCUUACCUUGUGAAUGGACAUCCCAAAGAAAAAACUGAUGGAUUAUUCCAUUCACUUUAUCAGAUCUGCCAGGAUGUAGAUUCUGAACAAUACAACUUUUGAGUACUCAAAGGAAGAAGACAGCAGUUACAUUUUUCAAGGAAUCUUUGUUGAUGAGGACACGCGACUCCAGAAGCUAUUGGGUGUGGAACAAAGUAGAAAUAAGGGGAACAUACUGUUGUGAAUGUUCGUGUUCAAUGGUGUACUGUAUGUGGAAGACUGGACAUGAAUGGGACCAGAAAGUGCUGUUCCCCUCUACCUAAGAAUCUCUGUAGAAGAUAAGAUUGAAAAAGAACUACAUUUUUUGGGGGGGGUUGGCUCUCUUUUGAACUUACAAGUAUCAUCCGCUUUGUUUAUGUUUUCUUGUUAACUAAACAACUCUCAGGGUAAGAUGGAAGUAAGAGCCUUCAAAUAUCAAUCAAAAACAAAAAAUAUAAGGAUUAUGAUGUGAUAUCCUCAUGGACAAAUUGCACCGGCCAGUGAUCUCUGAGCCAAUAUUCCCUCCAAAAUAACCUCCAUCUUACAUGAAACCCUGGUCAAUGAAGAAAUUGAAAUCCCUCAGUUUAUGAGGAUUUCAAUUUGAAAAAAAAAUAUGUAAAUACAUGUAAUUUAUUGACAUUUGCCUACAAUGUAGGCAGCUAAAUAAAUUUAAAUGCUUUGAUUAUAAGUUUAAGAAAAACAUCCACCCAACAUCACAAUGAAAACUGAACCCAAAAUCAGGUAAAGCUAGGUUUCAGAAACAUUAUGUAUACUCUUGUCAGUGUCGUAUUACCUUUGCUGUACAAAGUGAAUUAGCUAUUCUUAAGAUAGAGCUUUUUUAGCAUGAAGUGUAUGAGACUUGUGUGCCUUUUCUUCAGAGAGAGAUGAAAAACAAAGGAAAUCUUUGAUGUACAAAUAUUACCUCAUUGCUGAUGUACAAUUUGAUCAAACAAAAACUCAACCUAAGUACAUUUUCAUAUUCAUUUGAAAUGAUGGACAUUUUAGUGCUACUGUAGCCUGAGCUGUAAAUAGUCAAGACAUUUCCUAUCUUAAAACACAACAAUCUCCCAAACCUGUGGUCUGCCCUGGUAAGAUUUACAGAACAAUGGGAGAUUUCUUUUUUAUGAAUAAUAUUGCUUUAUCAUAUGUCCAAUGCUGUUUUUAGCAGGUAAAUUAUUCUUCUGUUUUGUUGUAGCUGUUUGAAAGAGUUUGAUUUUUGUAUAGUGUGUGUGUGUGUGUGUGUGUGUUUGUGUGUGUGUGCGUGUGUGUGUGUGUGUGUAUGUGUGUAUGUGUGUGUGUGUAGGAAAAUGCUAUUUAAAUAAUUUAUCAGGAUGUGUUGCCUUGCUAAAGGGCACAUGUCCAUCUGUAUAAACUGUUUGCACACUGACGUGAGGAUGUUCUGUUCUUUAUUGUUUUUACCUUCUUUUUGUUAUUGUGUAUCGAUGUUACUAUUAUUUUUGUACAAUUAGUUUUGCUUUUCUGUAAACUUUUUUCUUAGAUGUAAAAAGAGAAAAUGCUGUUUUUUUUUUCAUAGCGGUUAUUUUGUUACAUACUUCAAGAUAAUAAAUAGUUGUUAAAAUUC